ACUGGGCGGGAGGCGCUUCGGAUCCCGCGCACUGGAAAUGGCUAUUUUUUUGUAUCUUGUCAAUGAAGGGACGGGUAGGGGCGGAGGACGGACCGCGUCUCAGGACUUCUUUCAGUCCGUGGUUGCAAGCGCUUGCGCUGACACCCUCCGCAUGUUACACGAUAUCCCCAACGGUCUGCCGGCGAUCGGAUCUCGAACUAUGAGUUACGAAAGUUGUGAUAACAGAGUGCUUAUAAAACGGGAAGACGAGACGGAGUACAUCGACGAGGACGAACGAUACUUUAACUACGCACCAGUCGAAAUUAAAAGGGAUGCGGAGAUGCAGGGCUUCGCGCCAUCGUCCCCCGCACAUCUAAUGGACCUGAGCAACGGUCCCGACCGACCCCCACACAUUCAGCAGUCCUGGACGUCCAACGUUAUCUUCGACGGUGAUGAAAGAGACUACCCUCGGACCCAUUAUACUCCGUACGAUCAAUUAUACGUUCCAGAUCAAAGAUCGAUUUCGCGGAGUGUGUAUUUCGAUGACUCGAGUUCACAAGACAGGGUGACAAAUUAUUACGAGGCGAACGGUAUUCCAAAACACGGUGAAAAUGUCUACAGAGCUUCAACAGAGGAGCGUAGUGAUGAGAACGAAGACCAGAGGUCAUCAAGAAAACGCUCCUCGAAAUCAUCCCGUAAGAAAGCUCAGUCUUUCGAAGAGAUGCAGAUACAAAGGGUGAUGGCUAAUGUAAGAGAACGGCAGAGAACGCAAAGUUUAAACGAAGCCUUCGCGAGUUUGAGGCAAAUUAUUCCAUCGCUACCAAGUGACAAGCUAUCGAAGAUACAAACCCUUCAACUGGCCACACAGUACAUCGAAUUCCUGUACCAGAUUCUGUCGAACAGUGAGACUUCCUCCACAGGCAGUGAUGUUAGCAGCGAUUCCGGAAGUAUCGACCACGGAAAAUAUCUAGCUCAGGAUAAGUUAAGUUAUGCAUUUUCUGUGUGGCGAAUGGAAGGCGAGUGGAAUGGUCAAUCGUGAUAGUUUACUUGUUGGACUGAUCUAAAGACGCUUAUUUUAUUCCAUGCUGUUAUAAAAGAUUGUUUAUUGAUUAUUGUGUAAAGAUUCGAAGUUUAGACAACUAGAUUUAUAAACUAGUAAUAAGGCGAUUAUGUAAUAAGAAAUUGUGAUACUUUAUUAAGGGUAUAAUGCUAAAACUAAUGUGACAUAAUGUUUUAUAGGUAAAAUAGAAUUCUUGAUUUGUGGGAGACUUCGGCCAAGGUUGGUCGACGUGCCGCCAAGCGAUUUCGCGUUCCGGUCCGAUGUUGCGAUGUAUGGGCUAUAACUGUCAUCCCCUAACAGGUUACCCCGCUCCCAUCUUAACUGCACCCGCAUUCCCAUCUCAACUUGUAGUGGAAUUCACAAAUGUAUAGAUAUAUUAUUAUAUAAAGACAACAAUUAGGUUAUAAAUAUACAGCUGUAUACCAAAAACAUGUAGAAGGUAGGUCCAUAGCUAUGACUGAAUUCCAACUCUGUACAUUUUGUAUGUUAAUAAUUAAAACAUGGUUUAUAAAUAAAUUCGUUAACCUUUAGAUUAAAUC
Pararge aegeria (speckled wood butterfly) is the source of this 1578-nucleotide messenger RNA. It is a transcript of the gene twi, whose product is annotated as basic helix-loop-helix transcription factor amos-like. The record is from RefSeq and is a predicted model, not a curated record. Lineage: Eukaryota; Metazoa; Arthropoda; Insecta; Lepidoptera; Nymphalidae. The transcript has a single exon. Gene Ontology annotation, molecular function: DNA-binding transcription factor activity, RNA polymerase II-specific; RNA polymerase II transcription regulatory region sequence-specific DNA binding; protein dimerization activity. The coding region runs from base 38 to 1018 and encodes 326 amino acids. Gene Ontology annotation, biological process: regulation of transcription by RNA polymerase II; developmental process.